GAUGGGCGCUAGGAGUGGAGGCAGUCUUCCUCUCUUUCAGCUGGGGUGCUCCUUAAGAGCCAGCUCCACCCUGAGAAAAGAUGUUUUCUGCGAAGAUCUUUUGCCUGGUCCUGAGUGUGGUGGGCACAGUCUGGACCACAGAUAACAAGGAAGGUGAAUUUAUAGCCGAAGGAGGAGGUGUGCGUGGCCCCAGGAUCGUGGAAAGACAGCAAUCUGCCUGCAAGGAGACAGACUGGCCCUUCUGUGCUGAUGAAGACUGGAACUACAAAUGCCCUUCUGGCUGCAGGAUGAAAGGGUUAAUUGAUGAAGUCAAUCAAGAUUUUACAAACAGAAUAAAUAAGCUCAAAAAUUCAUUAUUUGAUUAUCAGAAGAACAAUAAGGACUCUGGUUCAUUGACAGGGAAUGUAAUGGAACUCGUGAGAGGGGAUUUUGCCAGCACUAACAAUAAUGAUAAUACAUAUAGCCAAGUGUCAGAAGAUCUGAGAAGCAAAAUUGAAAUCCUGAGGCGCAAAGUCAUAGAACAAGUACAGCAAAUCCGCCUUUUACAGAAAAAUGUCAGGGAUCAGCUGGUAGAUAUGAAACGACUGGAGGUGGACAUUGAUAUUAAGAUCCGAUCUUGCCAAGGUUCAUGCAAUAGGGCUUUAGAACGUAGGACAGAUCUAAAGUACUAUGAAGAUCAGCAGAAGCAACUUGAACAAGUCAUUGCCAAAGACUUACUUCCACCUAAAGAUAGGCAGUACUUACCCCGGCUGAAAAUGACCACAUCUGUAAAUACGCUUCCUGGGGACUUCAAGAGCCAGCUUCAGCAGGUCCCUUCAGAGUGGAGGGCACUCACGGAAAUGCAACAGAUGAAAAUGACAUUAGAGGGGUCUGGUAAAGAUGGAAAUACCCGAGGAGACACUGCAUCUCAUGGAACAGGAUCAGUGCCUGAAAGCCCCAGGAACCCCGGGAGCUUCACACCGGGAAGUUCUGGCACUUGGAACCCUGGCAGCUCUGGACCCGGAAGUUCUGGCACUUGGAACCCUGGCAGCUCUGGACCCGGAAGUUCUGGCACUUGGAACCCUGGCAGCUCUGGACCCGGAAGUUCUGGCACUUGGAACCCUGGCAGCUCUGGACCCGGAAGUUCUGGCACUUGGAACCCUGAGAGCACCGGGCCUGGGAGCACCGGGCCUGGGAGCACUGUGCUUGGCAGUGAUGGCACUUGGAGCUCUGGGAGCACAGGGCCUGGGAGCACUGUGCUUGGCAGUGACGACACUUGGAGCUCUGGAAGUUCUGUGUCUAGCAGCAGCAGCUCUUGGAGCUCUGGGAGCGUGGGGACUGGCACUACUGGGCCUUGGAGACCUGGAAGUUCUGAGUCCGGAAGCUUUAGGCCAGAUAGCUUAGGGCAUGGGAACACCAGGCCUACCAACCCAGAGUGGGGCAAAUUUGAGGAGGUGUCGGGAAGUGUAACUCCAGGGACAAAGAAAGAGUACCACACAGGUAAACUGGUCAUAUCUAAAGGAGAUAAAGAGCUUCUUAUUGGUAAUGAGAAGGUCACCUCUGGGAGUGCCACCACCACUCGUCGUUCAUGCUCUAAAACAGUCACUAAGACUAUUAUAGGUCCUGAUGGUCGCAAAGAAACGACCAAAGAAGUGGUAAACUCCGAAGAUGGUUCUGACUGUGGUGAUUUACCCCAUACUUUUGCUGGUAGCCUAGAUGAUCUCCGUUUUAGGCACCCCGAUCUGGGGAGUUUCUUCAGCACUGCCUCAACUGGAAACACAUUUCCUGGUGGGAUUUUACCCUCGCACAGAGAGUUUGACAGUAGGACCCAGGCUGUGGGCUCCGAAUCGGACAUAUUCACACACUUAAGGGUACCUGAGUUCCCUUUCGGUGGUAAAACUUCAAGUCACAGCAAACAAUUUUCGAGCAGUAGUACAACUUACAACAGAGGAGACUCCACAUACGAAAGCAAGAGCUAUAAAGUGGCAGGUGAGGCCGGAAUUGAAGAGGAACAUGAAACCCUCAAAGGAGGAUAUACCACCAAAAGAGGCCAUGAUAAAGUUCGCUCUGCCAGAGGUAUCCACACUUCUCCUUUGGGGAAGCCUUCCCUGACCCCCUAGACUAAGUUCACUAUUCUUGCAAUGCCUCCCCUAGCACCUUGAACUUCUUUCCUAGCCCUCUAUUACACUUUAUAGAAAUUACACCUUUUGCUUGUUUGUGUUUGGGCACUAGACUGUAAGUUCCAUGAGGGUGGGGGCUUUGUCUCUCAUGUUCAUCUCUGUAUUCCUAAAUGCCUAGCAGUGCAGAGAAUCAUCACUCAAUAAAUACGUGUUAAAUGAAUGAAUGAAUGAAUCCCUCUGAAACUCGAUUUUAAGUUUGUUUAACCCAAUUCUUUCACCACUCAAAAUGUGUGCUCUUGGAAUUGUCACCCAGUUUAUUAAUCACAUUUUUAGUGUGUCUCAGUUGACAUUGAGAUCAGGUUAAAAACAAGUUAUAUUACCACUAAAUGACGCUUAGAUAUCUUUGCUGGUUACUUGCUGUUAUCAGUACAUGCAAGUAAAAUUUCAAAUCCAUUGAGGAAAAUCCCCUCUGCAAUUUGUGGGUAUAAAUGCCACUCACUUGCGUAAGUUUCAUCCCAGUGUAAGUGCACUCUUUCCCCCAUGGAGGGAGGGAAGGAAGGAAGGUAGGAUGGAAGGAAAGAAGGAAAAGGAAGCCAGUAUCUGCCUUCGUUUAAUCUGGGCCAUGCCUAUCUUUGUAAAGUUAAAUGAGAAUAACUUCUUCCAACCAGCUUAAUUUUUUUUUUAGACUGUGAUGAUGUCCUCCAAACACAUCCUUCAGGUACCCAAAGUGGUAUUUUCAAUAUCAAGCUACCGGGAUCCAGUAAGAUUUUUUCUGUUUAUUGUGAUCAAGAGACCAGUUUGGGAGGAUGGCUUUUGAUCCAGCAAAGAAUGGAUGGAUCACUGAAUUUUAACCGGACCUGGCAAGACUACAAGAAGGGUUUCGGCAGCCUGGAUGACAAGGGGGAAGGAGAAUUCUGGCUAGGCAAUGAAUACCUCCACUUACUAACCCUGAGGGGCUCUGUCCUUCGGGUCGAAUUAGAGGACUGGGCUGGAAACCAGGCUUAUGCAGAAUAUCACUUGAGGGUAGGUUCUGAGGCAGAAGGUUAUACCCUGCAGGUCUCUUCCUAUGAGGGCACAGCGGGUGAUGCUCUGAUUGAGGGUUCUGCAGAGGAAGGAACAGAGUAUACGUCUCACGCGGGCAUGCAGUUCAGCACCUAUGACAGGGAUGCAGACCAGUGGGAAGAGAACUGCGCAGAAGUCUACGGCGGAGGCUGGUGGUAUAACAGCUGCCAAGCGGCCAAUCUCAAUGGCGUCUACUAUCCCGGGGGCUCUUAUGACCCAAGGAACAACAGUCCUUACGAGAUUGAGAACGGAGUGGUCUGGGUCCCCUUCAGGGGUGCAGAUUAUUCCCUCAGGACUGUUCGCAUGAAAAUCAGACCCCUGGCGACCCAAUAGGAGUGGAAGGGAGAGUGAUCUGUUUUCUUUGUUUAGUGAGGUGGAGAAAAAAGAUGAGGAAGAUAAAGGAGUUAAGAUUCUUCACAAUCUACUAAGAAAUUUACAGGUGCUAUUUUAUUAUUCUUUGUACUGUAUCUAAAUGUAACUGAGACAUAUUACUGCUUUAAAGAAUAAAGUUGUGCGAGUUUAUUUAUCUUGAAA
Leptonychotes weddellii (Weddell seal) is the source of this 3695-nucleotide messenger RNA. NCBI's taxonomy places the organism in Eukaryota, Metazoa, Chordata, Mammalia, Carnivora, Phocidae. The record is from RefSeq and is a predicted model, not a curated record.